Cylindrotheca closterium is the source of this 690-nucleotide messenger RNA. The record is from the annotation of a GenBank genome assembly. Lineage: Eukaryota; Bacillariophyta; Bacillariophyceae; Bacillariales; Bacillariaceae.
AUGGUUCGUGGUGUACCAAACUAUUCCCAGGAAGAGGACAAGGCCCUCUGUGCUGCCUUUGUCAACUGCUCUGAAAAUCCAAUCAAAGGUUCUGAUCAGAGAAGAGAAGAUUUCUGGAAGGACAUCGAGAACAAGUUCAAGAUGAAAAUGGAAGAAGAUCCCGCUCCUGCACUACCUUAUUGGUCCCAUAAUUCCUUGAUGAAGCGUUUUCAAAGGAUUAAGGGUGCUAUUGAUGAGUGGAUUGGAUAUGAACUCCAAUGUGAAAGGAACAAGCCAUCUGGAUUGAGCCAAGAAGAUUUGGAUAAACGAAUUGCCGAGAUGUGGAGAAUCAAGCAUAAAAAUGAAGAGUUCAAGUUUUGUCACUGUGUUCCUGAGCUGAAGAUACAUUGCAGGUUCAAUGUGAGCCAUCAGAGCAGUGAAAGUGACGGCACCCCUUCGCCAGGCAGCAAACAUUCUGCUUUUGCGGUUGUUUGCACAAACAGUAAACGUCCGAUUGGAUCCAAAGCUGCAAAGAGGAUGGACGAACAAACAAGAUCAAGAGAUCGUGAUAAUGCAAAAAGGAUGAAGACAUUUGAAGAGAUAUUGAAGAAACAAGACAGGCUUACUUCAGCAAUGGAGUACAAUGAGUUGGAUUUCGGUUCUGGCGGACAUCAGACAAGCGACAGGCUUGUCGUCGUCCAAACCGAUUGA